This is a messenger RNA of Oncorhynchus masou masou (cherry salmon), 2558 nucleotides long. RefSeq names its product oxysterol-binding protein-related protein 3-like. Gene Ontology annotation, cellular component: intracellular membrane-bounded organelle; cytosol; membrane. The record is from RefSeq and is a predicted model, not a curated record. Gene Ontology annotation, molecular function: cholesterol binding. NCBI's taxonomy places the organism in Eukaryota, Metazoa, Chordata, Actinopteri, Salmoniformes, Salmonidae.
AAGCAAGACUCCACCGAUGGAUCCCACCCCCUAGUUCACCAGGCGUCCAAUGAGAGCAGAGCGUCCAUCACAGAGUCUCUGUCAGAGUUUUUCGAUGCUCAGGAGGUUCUACUGUCUGCCAGCUCCUCAGAAAACGAGGCCUCUGAUGAUGACUCAUACAUCAGUGACAACGUCAGCGACAACAUCUCCAUGGACAACUUCAGCAACGAGACGGAGAGACCUAACUCGGGCUGUGAAGAGACCGGGGCCCUUCUGAGAAGACGCAGGUCGUGCCUCCCGUCGGCCAGCCCCAACACCAGUAACAUCAGUCUAUGGAACAUCCUUAAGAACAACAUAGGGAAAGACCUCUCCAAGGUGGCUAUGCCUGUUCAGCUGAACGAGCCCCUCAACACCCUGCAGAGACUGUGUGAGGAGCUGGAGUACAGCGAGCUGCUGGACAGAGCUGCUAACACACAGGACCCCUUUGAACGCAUGGUGUACAUAGCCACGUUUGCAGUGUCGGACGCGUCCAGCUACCACCCGGGAGGGAAGCCCUUCAACCCGGUCCUGGGGAGACCUAUGAGUGUGACCGCCCCGACAAAGGGCCUCCGAUUUGUAGCAGAACAGGUCAGCCAUCACCCACCUAUAUCAGCAUGCCACGCUGACUCUAAAAACUACAUAUUCUGGCAAGACAUGAGGUGGAAAAACAAGUUCUGGGGGAAGUCUAUGGAAAUAGUUCCUGUGGGCACCACCCAUGUGAUGCUGCCAGGGUUUGGGGACCACUAUGAGUGGAACAAGGUCACGUCCUGCAUCCACAACAUCCUGAGUGGGCAGCGCUGGAUAGAACACUAUGGAGAGAUCUCCAUCAGGAACACCAGCACUGAUAUCUGCCAGUGUAAGGUCACCUUCAUCAAGGCCAAGUACUGGAACUCGAGUGUUAACGAGGUGGAGGGCACCAUCACAGACCACAAGGGGAAGGUCAUCCACAGACUGUUUGGGAAGUGGAACGAGGGGGUGUACUGUGGAGACCCCCCCUCUGCCACCUGCAUCUGGAGAGCCAAUGCCAUGCCGGCUGACCACGAGCAGUACUACGGCUUCACUAAGUUUGCUAUGGAGCUCAAUGAGCUGGACCCUUCACUGAAACUGCUGCUGCCUCCCACAGACACCCGGCUACGGCUCGACCAGAGGCUGCUAGAGGAGGGCAACGUAGAGGCAGCAGAGGAACAGAAACAGAAGAUAGAACAGCAGCAGAGAGACAGACGCAGAGUCCUGGAGGAAAACACCAUGACACAUCAACCCACAUUCUUCAGGAAAUCAAAGGACGACACCUGGGUUAGCAACAACACUUACUGGGACCUGAGAAGGGAUCCAGGCUUUUCCCACCUGGACUGUCCUGUGUUGUGGUGACCUGAGGAGGAACCAGGCUAUCCCCACCUGGACUGUCCUGUACUGGGGUGACCUGAGGAGGGAACCAGGCUAUCACCACCUGGACUGUCCUGUGUUGUGGUGACCUGAGGAGGGAACCAGGCUAUCCCCACCUGGACUGUCCUGUAUUGGGGUGACCUGAGGAGGGAACCAGGCUAUCCCCACCUGGACUAUCCUGUAUUGGGGUGACCUGAGGAGGGAUCCAGGCUUUUCCCACCUGGACUGUCCUGUGUUGUGGUGACCUGAGGAGGGAACCAGGCUAUCCCCACCUGGACUGUCCUGUAUUGGGGUGACCUGAGGAGGGAUCCAGGCUUUUCCCACCUGGACUGUCCUGUGUUGUGGUGACCUGAGGAGGGAACCAGGCUAUCCCCACCUGGACUGUCCUGUAUUGGGGUGACCUGAGGAGGGAACCAGGCUAUCACCACCUGGACUAUCCUGUGUUGUGGUGACCUGAGGAGGGAACCAGGCUAUCACCACCUGGACUGUCCUGUGUUGUGGUGACCUGAGGAGGGAACCAGGCUAUCAACACCUGGACUGUCCUGUGUUGUGGUGACCUGAGGAGGGAACCAGGCUAUCACCACCUGGACUGUCCUGUGUUGUGGUGACCUGAGGAGGGAACCAGGCUAUCACCACCUGGAAUGUCCUGUGUUGUGGUGACCUGAAGAGGGAACCAGGCUAUCACCACCUGGACUGUCCUGUGUUGUGGUGACCUGAGGAGGGAACCAGGCUAUCACCACCUGGACUGUCCUGUGUUGUGGUGACCUUAGUGUGACUUUUGUGGCCACUGGUCACACACCUGGGUCAUGUUUAUUAGGCCCAGGACUGAAACAGGGAGGGACGACCUGAACGUGUCCAGUAAGAAACACUUGUGUGUUCAAAAGGCACCAAACACAGAAAACAAGAAAACAGACUGCAACUUCCAGUCCAAUAAGAAACUUCAUUUUUUUGUUUUCAGUUGCAAAACGUUUUGCUACGGUGUGCACUUAUGAACACGACCCUGUUUGGACUUCCUGUCUGUACUGUGACCCAGGCUGGUUCUGGGGGCUGGAAUCCUGCUGCUCUAUCCGUCUCAUUGGUUACGCGUUAAAUGGCACCCUAUUCCCUACAUAGUGUACUGCUUUUGACCAGAGCCCUGUGGGCCCAAGUAGUGCAUC